Messenger RNA from Plasmodium inui San Antonio 1, 324 nucleotides. RefSeq lists its product as hypothetical. The transcript has 2 exons. NCBI's taxonomy places the organism in Eukaryota, Apicomplexa, Aconoidasida, Haemosporida, Plasmodiidae. The record is from RefSeq and is a predicted model, not a curated record. The coding region runs from base 1 to 324 and encodes 107 amino acids.
AUGCAGAUGGUCCACAAGCCACAGCAACAGUUUCUGUAUAGGCAGGAUGCACAGGAGAGCCGGAUAAUGCUGCGCCAAAUAAUGUACAAAUUAGAAAUUAUUUUCCCUACAGGGAUACAGUGGGAGAGGUCAACACUUCACGAUGCUGGAUGUAAUUUUGAAAGGAAAGAAUGCUACGGAGGGUAUAACCCCAAAGGCGGGUUCAUUUAUAGCAUUUUGAGCCUAGAGGCGAUGCGAUUUGGGGUGGACUAUGAUAGGCAUCUUACAGAUUCGAAAUUAUUCUCCCCAUUGACGCAGAAUGGAUGUCUUCUGUGCAAUGAAUAA